ACAUGGAUGAAGAGGAUAAAGAAGAUCAGAACAGUUCUUGUCAGAGAACCUUUCUGUGCAGUCUUUGUAAACGGCGGUUUAUGUUGCGCUCUAGCGUCAGGAGACACUUGCGAAAAGUCCAUCAUUUUACACCUGAAGAAGCAAGAGAGUGCGAUAUUCUUGCUGAAGAAAACAAAGACCAACUAUACCGAAUCAGAAAACCAGUUGAUGCAGAAAAAAGCUUGUCCGGUAUUACACCAACCCUGCCACCAGAGAAGUCUGCAAUCAAGGCUAAACAGAGGACAGAUAUAUCGUGUAAAAUAUGUAAUCAAAAGUUUAGUCAAAGGUUUGGUCUAAAACGUCACUUGAUUAAUGUUCAUAGGUUGGAGGCACCCGAGGUAGAAAGUUACAUGGAAGAACAAAUGAAUGAGACUUCUCCAGGUGUAAUCCAAACCUGUAGCUUGUGUUUUACUGCUUUUGAAAGUAGGCCUAAACUACGAGUUCAUCUAAUAAAAUUACAUCGGCUGUCUGAAUUAGUUGCAGACAGGAUUCUUGUUGGAGAAGAAAGGUCAGAUUAUACCGAAGGAAUCGAAACCGACGUGCUCAAUUCUGGAACAGAAUUGGAUGUUUCUGAUGGUUUUGAAGAAACUGGACAAGAACAAACAAGUGUAAUGUACAUGAAUGACAAAGAUGGGGAAGUUGAAAAUUUCGAUGUUGAUGAUGAUUCUAAUGAAAUGAAACUGGGAAAUAGUAGUGAUGUCAUGUUUGGUUUAAAAGGCGAAAAAGAUCUCUUAGCAGAAAUGAAUUUUGAGGCAAUUAAUCCAUGGGGAACAGAACUUAAGUCUGAAGAUAUUGAACCAGAUAAUCUUGGAAUAAGUGAACCGGGGUCAAAUGCAGAUAUAGACUUCCAUCUGACUGAAGAAGAUAAAUUAAUGGACUCUAAUGAUGGCCAAGACCCCAUGAAUAUAAACCUCAUUCCUCAAGAUAAUGAAAAUGAUUCUGAAAGCAAAGCGGAAAGUGUGAAAAGUACAAUAGGAUCUCAGCAUAGUUCAGGACUACCUUCUUAUCUCCAGAAAAGGAGUUAUGAUUGUCCUAUAUGUGGAAGAGUUAUGAGUGAUGCCAGUGCUAGGUCAAAACACAUACGAAGACAUGAGGGUAGAGCUGGGUUCAAGUGUGGGUUGUGCGAUAAGAUCUUCCCUCAGUUACGCCUGAUUGAGAGUCACCUGAAAACACACUGUGGGUUUGGAGUGAAGUGCGGUUUAUGUUUCAUAUAUUGCGCAGAAAGGCAUGGUGCAAAAAGACACAUACACAGAAUACAUAACAUAGAACCAAAUACAGAGGAGUCCGAAAGGAAUAUAUUAUCUUGUACAUUAGAUGCACCAAAUAUUCAAGAGAACAUGCACAAUUAUACAGUGAUUGAUCUGUCAAAACAAAAAGACAUCAUUGAAAUUGUACCGAACACACUCCUGGGUAAAAAGACUGAUUUUGAAAAAUGGAAACUUGAAACUGCAGAAGCCAAAGCAAAAGAGAAAAUGGAGUUGAGAAAUAGUAUAGGUGAAAGUGAAGAAAUACCAAGUGUUAAAACAGAGGAUGUUUCAGGAAAUAUGCAGUCUGAUUUUCGUAUGAGUGAACCUGUUGAUUUGAAUGGUUCUGCAGAUUCAAGGGAUUCCACUCCAAAUGUAAAAGAUGCUGUUCUAAACAAGUUGAAAGUGAAACCUAAAAAAGCUACAAGAAUUGACUCUGUGAUAAGUUCCUUACACAAGAAGUUAUUGACAAAAAGCAUAAAUGGAUCCGACACUGAGGACCAGUCAGACAGCGGAAGUCAAACAGAAACCGAUUCACCAAAAUCUGUUUAUAGUGCUGAAAACUGUUCCCCACUAAAGAUAAAAUUGACCAAAAAGUUUACUGUUGAAAAGUCGCCAAAGAAAACAAAACAUUCUGACUCAGGAGACAAUGACGAAGAUGAUGAUGGUGAAGAUAAUUAUGGUGAAGAUGAUGAUGGUGAAUAUUCUGAUCAGACUGUUGACAUGGAUUAUGAAGAAAAACCUCCUGAGGAUGCCACAUAUCAAAAUUCUGCUGAAGAUAACAAAAUGAAUGUUAAAACUGAAAAGGAUCAGAUAGAUCAAGAUGUGGCUUUACUGGACCAAGAGUUGAUGAAGGCCUUUAUGCCUGAGCUCUCUGCUGGUGGUAGUAUGAGUAACCUUGACUCCUUGGAGAGGACCUUGAACGCUCUGAAGAAGGAUAAAGAGGAAGCCCCGCCAAAACCAGUACCUCACCUGAUCUGCUGGGAGUGUGGCAAGUCCUACUCCAACUACAAGUCGUACCGGGAACAUCGCAGGAAGAAACAUCCACUUAGCUGUAAUCUCUGUAGACAGGUGUUUGUUGAUGUUCUGCUGUACCAGAGUCACAUGCAGGCGCACGGGGAAGGGAACAAGGUCCCUCGUAAUCAUGACUGUCCCGUAUGUGGCAAGGAAUUUAAAGAUGCAAGUUCCAGGGCCAAACAUCUUAGACUUCAUACAGGAGAGAAGCCAUACAGGUGUGAGAUAUGCGGUAAACGUUUCACUCAAACUGGUCACCUGGCUAGUCAUAUGAGGAUCCAUAAUGGCGAAAAACCGUUUGAUUGCAAGCUCUGCGGAAAAUGGUUCACAGAGAAAUCCAGCGUUAAACGCCAUCUUCGUAAGAUGCACUUCAACCAGUACAACAAGAAAUGUAGUGUGUGCGGUAUCAUCUCCAAAACACGUGAAGAACAUCGUGAUCAUCUCGUCACUCACAAACUCAAAGUUUAUACUUGCCAAGUCUGUGCUAAGGACUUUAUUGACUCUCGUGCGCUUAAAGUGCACGUGUUUAAUGCACAUUCCCAGAUUACUCAGUCGUUAAAUCUCAAAGAGUACCGUUGUCAGGAGUGUGAUAAACAGUUUUUCUCAACUAAAGGACUGAAAAAUCAUCUGAAAACCCACAAAAUUGAUGUACAGAUGUAUAACUGUGAAAUUUGUAACAAAUUAUUUUUCAAUGAAGAGUAUAUGAAGAGUCAUAUGAAAACUCAUUCAACGAACAAGGAACGGUACUGUGAGAUAUGUCAUAAGCACUUUAAUAGUGCUGCCUAUUCGGCCUUCCAUAGAAAACAACACAUUCUUGAAAAGCUUAAUGAAGUUAUGGCUGCAAAAGAGACACAAGAAAAGAAAUCCACCCUUCAAAUAAAUGCAGAAUUAAAAGAAAAUGACAAAAUGUCCGAUUUAGUGAACAAAGCUUAUAAAGUGGUCUAG
Molecule: messenger RNA, 3242 nt
Organism: Mercenaria mercenaria
Lineage: Eukaryota; Metazoa; Mollusca; Bivalvia; Venerida; Veneridae
Exons: 4
Coding region: 3-3242 (1079 amino acids)
Biological process (GO): regulation of transcription by RNA polymerase II
Cellular component (GO): nucleus
Molecular function (GO): RNA polymerase II transcription regulatory region sequence-specific DNA binding; DNA-binding transcription factor activity, RNA polymerase II-specific
Source: RefSeq, a predicted model, not a curated record